Paramecium sonneborni is the source of this 1125-nucleotide messenger RNA. The record is from the annotation of a GenBank genome assembly. NCBI's taxonomy places the organism in Eukaryota, Ciliophora, Oligohymenophorea, Peniculida, Parameciidae.
AUGCUUAACUAACCACUUAAACCCUCUAACAAGAUUGUAUCUCUCCAUGCUAUUAUGAGUAACAUCAAGAGAUAGAAUAAAUAAAAGACUAGAUCUAUUAGUUAUCAUUCAACCUAAAUCAAAUCAGAAGGACAAUCUAUUCAGUUAAGAGAUGAUGAUUCCAAAAAUAAUCAGAUUAAACAAAAAGAUGAACUCAUCAAUCAAUUAUAAUCUUAAUAAUAAUCACUUCGUAAAUAACUCAAUGAGAUAUUUGAAGUUAAUCAUGAUAAUGAUGAGUAACUCAUUUUGCACAUAUAUUCAUCUAUUGGUUAAUUAAAAAAGGAUAGAACUCAAUAUCUAUAACAAGAUGAAAUUAAUAGCAAAGUCAUUCUCCAUUACAAGUAGCUAUUGUAAUGUAAAUCUUCAUUCAUUUAUUUAGAAAGCACUGAUAUUAUUGCCAGCCAAGAAGAAUAGUUAUCAAGUCAAUAACAAUUAUUAAUGACAUUAACCAAUCAAAUUAAAGAAAACGAAUUUUUAUUACAUUUGAAUACCUCCCAUUAAGAAGUAAUUAUAUUUACUCAUUUCAUUUAGAAAUAAUACCUAUCUAAAAUCGAAUCUUUAUAAAGCUAAAUCGAUAAAUUUAGAAAUGGCAGUCUCUUAACCACUUUUAGAAGAGAUGAUUCAUAUCAAUAUAAUAAACUACAAUAAACAUGCAAACUAUUAAACUCUAAUCCAGAAGAAAUUGAAGAAGAAAUCCUACAAUUCAUUCGAAAUACAUUUACAUUCUAUUAAGCUAUUGGAAAUCAAUAAAGUAUUUCUUUAUUUCAAUUAGUUUAUGCUUUUAUUAAAAGUUAAUUUGAAAAUGACAGAUUACAAUUAACAUUCAAUCUAAAUUAAAUUAAUAAUGAAAUAAUUAAAGUAUUGAUCAAUAAAUUUGAUUUGGAUAAUGAUAUUGAAUAAGAAAUGGAACAAUUAAUCCUUUUGAAAUAAAUUAAAUCCCAUAAUAAUUAAAUAUUAUAAUUCAUUGAUUAAUUGGGAGAGUACAUCAUUGUUAAAUUAUAAAAUUAUAAAAGAAAUGAAAUCUCCAGAAUCAUGUUGAUAUAGAAUUUAGUUAAUUUAAAAAGACAAAUAAUAAAGAAACUAUGA